Molecule: messenger RNA, 213 nt
Organism: Suillus clintonianus
Lineage: Eukaryota; Fungi; Basidiomycota; Agaricomycetes; Boletales; Suillaceae
Exons: 1
Source: RefSeq, a predicted model, not a curated record
CUCGCUUACAACAGCCGGAACAAAACCAAAGACACGGAUAUCCCACAUCGGACAAAAAUCACCACCUGUGUUCUCGAACGUGCCGAUGAAAUUCAAAAGGAUCUUGCUAAGGAACUCCAGGAAUCUCCUGGCUGUGUUUCACUUACUUUCGAUGGGUGGACGUCAAAGAUAAUGACAUCAUAUCUCGCUGUAACAGGGCAUUGGAUGACAAGA